AUGAAAAGUCUGGCUACUGAAUCGCGGAGCUCCAAAUUGGUAACCAUUGCCUGGAUCCUAAGUUUCCUCCUUAGUAUCCCACAGGCUAUAAUAUUUCGUGUUGCAAGAGGGCCUUUUGUAGAAGAAUUUCAUCAAUGUGUCACCCACGGCUUUUAUACUGAACGGUGGCAAGAGCAGACCUAUACUACUCUCUCCUUUGUUUUUAUGUUUAUCAUGCCAUUGAUAAUUCUAAUAUUAACUUACAUAUCUACUGUUAGGACUAUAGCAAGAAGCAAAAAAGUAUUCAAAACUGAAACUAAAACACACGAAAAAUAUUCCACAUUGGAUUUGAAUAGGAGGCGGUUAAUUGAUAGGGCGAAGAUGAAGUCGUUGCGAAUGUCUAUCGUUAUAGUUGCGGCUUUCGUUAUAUGGUGGACACCUUACUACAUAAUGAUGAUAAUGUUCACAUUUAUGAAUCCUGAUAAAAAUUUAGGGGAAGACCUUCUCUCGGGAAUUUUUUUCUUUGGCAUGUCAAACAGUUUGGUUAACCCUAUUAUAUAUGGCGCUUUUCAUUUGUGGCCGAAAAAGAAACGCUACAAAGGAAGAGAUAAGGACUCAGGGGGUCAACAAGCUUCUUGGCUGCGCCGUGGUGAUCAGACGUCUUCUGUCAAGCUCACAACGAUUAGAUCAAUACGAUCAUCAACAAAACAUUCUAAUGGACAAAAUGUAACUUUUCUUUAA
Molecule: messenger RNA, 720 nt
Organism: Parnassius apollo (apollo)
Lineage: Eukaryota; Metazoa; Arthropoda; Insecta; Lepidoptera; Papilionidae
Source: the annotation of a GenBank genome assembly